AUGGCAACACUGGCAGAUACUCUUUUGAAAGAUCUUGAGGAUUUAGAAGAAGAAAAUUUUAACAAUAAUAAUGAUGGAAUAAAAAAAAUAAAGUUCGAAGAACAAUAUGAAGAAGAUGAUUACGAAGAAAUUGUUGAUGCAAUCGAAGAAUUUUUAAACGAUAAAAAAAAAAAAUGUGAACGUAAAAUCUCAGAAUUGCUUUAUGAUGAAGAUUUUCUAAAAACAAUGAAUCAUAUUAAAAAUUAUAUUAUUGAAGAAGAAGCCGAAAAGUUAAAAAAUGAAGAGGGAACAAAGGACACAGAAGAUGGAGACGAAAACGAGGAUAAUAUAAAACGGAAAAAGGCAAAAUACAACAGUGAUGAUGAAAAUCCAUUAAACGACAAUAACCCAAAUGAUGAAGAAGUAUUGAUAGAGAAAUGCAUUGAAUUAAUUAUAAAAAUAGAUACAGAAAUAUUAAAUAUACAUAAAUAUUUGAAAGAUAUAUAUUCAACAAAAUUCCCAGAAUUAGAUUCAAUUGUAUAUACACCAUUAGAAUAUAUAAGUGUUGUAAGUAGGAUAAAAAAUGAAAGUGAUAUAAAAAAUAUCGAUUUUUCGGAUAUCCUCCCCAAUACUACUGUUAUGGCCAUUGUCGUUGCAUCAAGCAUGACAACGGGAAUCAAAUUACCAGAUCACUUAUUGAAAAGUUGUAUGUCUUUUUGUAAUGAAGCAUUAGAGUUAAAUGAAAAUAGACAAAAUAUAUUGAUUUAUUUAGAAAAUAAAAUGUUUUUAUUAGCUCCUAAUUUAACAAUGUUAUUAGGUAGUGCAUUAACAGCUAGAUUAAUUAGUUGUGUUGGGUCAUUAAAAAAUUUAUCUGUUACAUCAUCUCAAAAUCUUAUAGUUGUUGGCAAUUCGAAAAAAUCAAUACUUGGACUUAGUAAUGUUAAUAAAACUUUUGGUGUAGGAAUUUUAAGUACGUCUGAAAUUGUUCAAAGUGUUCCAGAUGCAUAUAAAAAAAAAGCAAUAAAUUUAUUGGCAGGAAAGUGUAGUUUAGCCUCAAGAAUCGAUUAUUUUAAAAAGUAUAAAGAAGGACAAUAUGGAUUAUUAUUACGUGAGUAUGUUAUAAAUCAUUUGAUAAAAUUACAAGAACCACCUCCUAUGAAGCAAAAAAAAAUUUUACCUAUUCCUGAUGAAAAAAAAGGAAGAAAACGAGGAGGGAAAAGAUAUAGAAAAUUAAAAGAAAAAACAGAAAUAACAGAAUUAAGAAAGCAAAUUAAUAGAUUACCAUUUGGCCCCAAUACUAAUGAAGACUUUUAUACAUUUACAGAUCAAAAUACUGCUUUAUUAAAUUCAAAUAUUACAAAAUUAAAAUAUCAAACAAAACAAAAAACAAAUAUUCCAAAGAAAAAAAAUGCAUCUGCACAAUCUAGUGGUGCAACUGGAGGGUUGUCUUCGUCUUUGAUUUUUACACCAUUACAUGGAAUAGAGUUAUUUAAUCCAUCUAUUAAUAAAACGACCAGUGAAACUAGAGAAAAUAAAUAUUUUUCAAGCCUUUCUCAGUUUCGUAAGGUUUGA
Messenger RNA from Plasmodium berghei ANKA, 1551 nucleotides. RefSeq names its product U4/U6 small nuclear ribonucleoprotein PRP31, putative. The coding region runs from base 1 to 1551 and encodes 516 amino acids. The record is from RefSeq and is a predicted model, not a curated record. Gene Ontology annotation, cellular component: U4/U6 x U5 tri-snRNP complex; precatalytic spliceosome; U4 snRNP. Gene Ontology annotation, biological process: mRNA splicing, via spliceosome; spliceosomal tri-snRNP complex assembly. NCBI's taxonomy places the organism in Eukaryota, Apicomplexa, Aconoidasida, Haemosporida, Plasmodiidae. The transcript has 2 exons.